Molecule: messenger RNA, 7051 nt
Organism: Cavia porcellus (domestic guinea pig)
Lineage: Eukaryota; Metazoa; Chordata; Mammalia; Rodentia; Caviidae
Gene: Samd4a
Product: sterile alpha motif domain containing 4A
Exons: 12
Coding region: 816-2960 (714 amino acids)
Biological process (GO): negative regulation of translation; nuclear-transcribed mRNA poly(A) tail shortening; regulation of mRNA stability
Cellular component (GO): P-body
Molecular function (GO): mRNA binding; translation repressor activity; protein binding
Source: RefSeq, a predicted model, not a curated record
CCCACCCCCGCGCCCCUUGGAUGCAGCCGCAUUGCAAGUUUUCCGCGCGGGGAAGGAAGAGCCGCUGCUGGGCAGCCGGUCGCAGGCGCAGCCCCCGAGGCCGCCGGGCGGGGCGCGCGCGGGGAGUACCAGCCCCGAGCAGCCGCAGCAACAGGGAGCUCGGCUCCCCUCCCGCACCUGGGCGGGCGGCUUCAGAGCCCUUCCCCGCGCGGGGACGGCCCAUCGCCCGCAACCCGGCGCCUCGGGGCUGUGGAAUUUCGAGGGGGGCUCCUCCUCCACGGGACGCCCCCACGCACCCCGCCCCGCACCCUCGGAUGCGCUGUCCCCGGCAGCUCUCUGCCCGCCCGCCGAGCUCUCACUGCAGCUCUCUCUCCUUCCAGAGCUGAUCGCCGCUCGGGAAUGCGGGAGUGAAGGGUCCGACUGCCGCCCAGCGGGAAGGAGUCCCCAGGACGCCGGAAACCACCAUCCCGGAGCUUUCAGGAGGGGAGAAGAGAGUGCACUCUUUAUUCAGUUGUGUGCCUUGCCAGAGAUUUUUUUUUAAAAAAUCAAAAAAAAAUUUUUUUUUUGAAAAGAAACAUUUCCGUGCCACUGUCUGUCAUCGUCCCUGGGAAAAUCAGCCAGGAGCAGCGGAACAUCCCUGAAACCAGACGGCCUAGGCAGGAGGCGUCCAGGCAGUGCCCGCAGCGUCAGGCGCCCGGGCCACCUUAGCACCGGGACGCGUCUCCGGAGGGGCCUGUGGGCCUGCGGCUCCCUCAAACUUUGGGGUCGGCGGGGCUGGCGAGGGGGCUUCAUAGAUCGAGGACAGCCCUCCAACCAUGAUGUUUCGCGACCAGGUCGGGGUGCUGGCGGGCUGGUUUAAGGGCUGGAACGAGUGCGAGCAGACUGUUGCGCUGCUGUCGCUGCUUAAGCGCGUGAGCCAGACCCAGGCCCGCUUCCUCCAGCUCUGCCUGGAGCACUCGCUCGCCGACUGCGCCGAGCUGCACGUCCUCGAAGGCGAGGCCAACAGCCCGGGAAUCAUUAACCAAUGGCAACAGGAAUCCAAGGAUAAAGUGAUUUCCCUGCUGUUAACUCACCUGCCUUUGCUGAAGCCAGGAAACCUCGACGCAAAAGUAGAGUAUAUGAAGCUGCUGCCCAAGAUCCUGGCACACUCCAUCGAGCACAACCAGCACAUCGAGGAGAGCAGGCAGCUGCUGUCCUACGCGCUGAUCCACCCGGCCACCUCGCUGGAAGAUCGCAGCGCCCUAGCCAUGUGGCUGAAUCAUCUGGAGGACCGCACGUCAACCAGCUUCGGUGGCCAGAACCGAAGCCGCUCAGACUCUGUGGAUUACGGGCAGUCACACUACUAUCACCAAAGACAGAACUCCGAUGACAAGCUCAAUGGGUGGCAAAACUCUCGGGAUUCUGGGAUUUGCAUCAACGCCUCCAACUGGCAGGACAAAAGCCUGGGGUGUGAGAAUGGCCACGUGCCUCUCUACUCCUCCUCCUCCGUCCCCACCACCAUCAACACGAUUGGAACCAGCACAAGUACAAUUCUCUCAGGCCAGGCACACCACAGCCCUUUGAAACGAUCUGUGUCCCUUACCCCACCCAUGAAUGUGCCAAACCAGCCUCUAGGACAUGGAUGGAUGUCUCAUGAGGACUUACGAGCUAGAGGACCCCAGUGCCUCCCCUCCGAUCAUGCCCCCCUGUCUCCACAAAGCAGUGUAGCCUCUUCAGGAAGUGGUGGGAGUGAACACUUAGAAGAUCAGACCACUGCUCGUAACACAUUCCAAGAAGAAGGUAGUGGUAUGAAAGAUGUGCCGGCCUGGUUGAAGAGCCUGCGCCUGCACAAGUAUGCCGCGCUGUUCUCGCAGAUGACCUACGAGGAGAUGAUGGCCCUCACCGAGUGCCAGCUGGAGGCUCAGAACGUUACCAAAGGCGCCAGACACAAAAUCGUCAUCAGUAUUCAGAAGCUCAAAGAAAGACAGAACCUCCUGAAAUCCUUGGAAAGGGACAUUAUUGAGGGGGGCAGCCUGCGCACCCCACUGCAGGAGCUGCACCAGAUGAUCCUGACCCCCAUCAAGGCCUACAGCCCACCGAGUGCCACCCCUGAGGCACGUCAUCGGGAGCCCUCAAUGCUGGGCCCCGAGAGCCCAAGCCCCGAUGGCAAGGACACGGCGGCCACCGUAGUCACCAGCACCUCAGCCAGCACCACAGCUGGGGCUAGCGGCGGGCUGCAGCCACACCAGCUGAGCAGCUGUGACGGGGAGCUUGCCGUAGCCCCCCUGCCAGAAGGGGACCUGCCCGGGCAGUUCACACGCGUCAUGGGGAAAGUGUGCACACAGCUCCUGGUCUCCAGACCUGACGAGGAAAAUAUAAGUUCCUACCUUCAGCUCAUAGACAAGUGUCUGCUCCACGAGGCGUUUACAGAGACACAGAAGAAAAGACUGUUGUCAUGGAAACAGCAGGUUCAGAAGCUCUUCCGGUCUUUCCCUCGGAAAACCCUGCUGGACAUAUCAGGAUAUCGACAGCAGAGAAACCGCGGCUUCAGCCAGUCCAACUCCCUGCCGACGGCUGGCUCUGUGGGCGGCGGCAUGGGCCGACGGAACCCGCGCCAGUACCAGAUCCCUUCCCGGAAUGUCCCCUCUGCCCGCCUGGGCCUUCUGGGCACCAGCGGAUUCGUCAGCUCCAACCCACGCCACACCGCCACCAACCCCACCAUCAUGAAACAAGGAAGACAGAACCUCUGGUUCGCCAACCCUGGCGGCAGCAACAGCAUGCCCAGCCGCACGCACAGCUCCGUGCAGAGGACCCGCUCGCUGCCCGUGCACACCUCGCCGCAGAACAUCCUGAUGUUCCAGCAGCCAGAAUUCCAGCUUCCUGUGACUGAACCUGACAUCAACAACAGGCUGGAGUCCCUGUGCCUCAGUAUGACCGAGCAUGCCCUGGGAGACGGGGUUGACCGGACCUCCACAAUCUAGAAGCUGAAGAUGAGAGGGACCGCGCUGGCCGUGAACUCAACUUCAGGGUUGCACAGAAUCCUCCAAGAUACUCUGCAGCCUUUUCCCCCUGGUCCCUCGCCCAUUUUGAUUUUGUGAGAGUGUAGGUCAUCCUUGUAAACAUAUCAGUAGACCUGGGAUCGGUUACCUUGUCAUUUGUUUCUGUAUGGGAUGGUUUGGUGUGCGGGGUGGGGAGGGGGGUCUCGGGAAAUGUGGGACUUGGAGGGAUGCAAGUGGCUUCCUAGAUGUACAUGGGGAGAGGGGAGGGUACUGCCAUGAAAGAGACGAGAGCCGGACAGGAAGGAGGCAGAAGGCCCGGCCUGGGGAGCCUUCUCAGAGGACCUGGCUUCAUAGUCAGGCCGCAGGAGGAGAGGAUACAUGUGACCAAAGCGGGGUGGCGGCUCGUCUGUGUGUCUCCCCUGAUGACCGGAUUCCCCUGAGCACCCUGCUGGAAACAGCUGCACAAGAGGGCCGUCUGGCAAGAGGCGGCAAGAAAGAAGAAAUUCCCUCCAGCAAAAUUUCAGAUAGACUUUGAUUUGUGUAUUGUUUACAUAAGAAUUUUAAAGGGUACAUAAUGUGUCGCAAAGAGUUUGGGUAGAACUUCUCUUCAUACUAUGGGUUUUUUUGUAAAGGAUUUAUGGUUAUGGAAUUUUUUUCCCCGCUAUUUUUAUAAUAGCAGCAGGGUUGUCUUUUAAAAACAGCUGCCAAGCUCUGCUGCUUGGGAAGACGGAUGUGGUCCCCGCAGGCCUGAGUUGUUACCUGUAACCAUUAGGGAGCGGAGCAUGUGGGUGCCGGUGACCAGUCUCAGAUCUGCUCAACGGUCACCCAGGUUCUAAACACCCUGCAGCCUCUUUCUGGGCUGGAUUUGCUGUUCAUCUAAAGACCUCUCUCGGUCCACCCCGCCAUGGGCUUCAGACUCGCAUCCUGGACCUCACCCACAACACACAGGAGGUGCAUGUUCCGCUGCUUUUCCCCUGCCAGAGGCCGAGACCUGGAGAAAGCGCCCUGAAUGUCUGCAGUGGGGUCGGGAGUAGGAACUGGAGUCUGAGGCUGUUGAGGAUGAAGAGGAGAGAGAUGCCCAGCAACAGUGUCAAAAAGAAGGUCAGCCAGCAAGUGUCAGAGAGCAGUGCAGGGAGACUGGGCCUCGAGGUCCAGCGGCACCGCGCCAGCCCGGCUAGGAGAGCAGGAGGAGCAGGAAAGGUGAACCUGGUGACUAUGCGACCGUUCCAUUCAGACCGAGGGAGUCAGAGUUGCCGUGUCACUGGCUGGUUCAUCCAUCCUCACUCAUUCCGCGGCGGGAGGUUAACAACACACGGUGGUCCCUCUGUUUCUUAAGGACAAGGAAGGCUGCGCGGCGGAAUUUGAGCAGUGAAGGGAAUUAGAGGAAAUCAAACAGGAGUUGUUUUCUGCACUGGGAAAUUGGGUUGUGUAAGUGGCGGUGUGCACACUCAGCCCAGAGGCGAGACCAGGGAGCUGCAGAAGGCCUGCUUAUUAAAUGAGUGAAAUCGGUACUUUUGUUUUUUGUUUUUUAAAGAGAAGUCAAAGUCAGAAUCAAAGAGAUAAGACCAUGGAAAUGACUGUACUUGCUUAUGGUUGUUUAAAAAGUGACGUGCACAUAGAUUUAAAAGGCCUUAAUAAAAUCCAAACAACUUUCUUUUUAUCAAGAUCAAACAUGUACACCCAGCCCGGCCUCGGAGGCCGUGGCAAGAGUUCUGAAGGCCUUUUGUCGUCCCAAAAGUGAGAGCACCGUGAGCAGAGAGCGCCUCUCCUGAGCCCCAGAAGUGGGGCCCAUAAUCACGUGCAGUGCAGUGGAAAAAACAAAAGCAAAAGCUUCCGACCUACAUGGGUGUCGAAGUCCAAAAGAUGGGAAUCUGCGUGCAGAAGGAGGCAGCGUGUUUUUAGUUGAUCUUUUUUUUUAACCAAGUGCCAUUAACAUCUGCCCCGCCUAUUCCUGGGCUACGAGGUAAGGUUAGGAAUGCGCAGGGCGGACAAUCACAGGGAAGGCAGAGAGAGCAGGGCACGGCCAGAGGGUUUGAGGAUGUGUUUGGGGGAUGCUGAGGAUGUUGAGGAAGAGGAGCGGAAACGGUGAUUUCACACAUCGUCUUGGGAGUGAGAAGAAAGCAUUUGGAUCUGCGGCAGAGCCCGGGUAUGCGUCUACAGACUCGUUCAGAAAACAGAUUGUGAAUGCAAUCACGUUAGCAUGAAUCCUUUAAAAGGAAGAAGACCUUAAAGUAUUUGCAAAUCUGAAUUUCUAUUUAUUCCUUCACUGAAUAUAGAAACAAUGGUUAUCUGAUUAUUAGAGAUAUUAUUUUGGAUAUGUUACUUAUUAACUUGCUAUGGCUGGUAACCAUGAUUAAAAAAAAGUGUUAUUGAUAACAACAUAAUUCUUUUUUUAAAAAAAGAAAAGAAAAGCUUAUUUUUCAUUGACUAUGUAUAGAUUUAUCUACUUAGUUGUGUUUUAGUGUUUUAGUUGUUUUUUUUCUUUUUUAAAUGGAGUGUGCUGAUGAAUUCUAGGAGCCCGUCCCUACCUUGAGUCCUGUGUUGACUGCAGGUAUACAGCUCAGUUUAAAAAUCCUCAAGCAAAAAGAAUUUUAUUUAUAAGAGAAUCCAACCAUUGCAUGCCUAAGGCUGUAAAGUCGGAUAUUUAGUAACAAAGCGGCAGUGCCUUUUUUUGUAUUUACCCAUUGACCCACCCAUGCAACUGUUUUAUAUUAAGUAAAUAGUACACAAUUUAAAAAAUCUCAGAGUAAAGUCUAUUUCACUACACGGAUUUCCCCCACCCCCGUUCUGGUUUAAGCAGUGUGUGCCGGCAUCUCUAUGCCGUCCCAGGGACGGCGGCGUAAACGAUAUUGUUACCAUGUAUGAUGUUUUAUUGGUGCUUUUUACUCAUAGUGGUUUCUUACCAGACGCAGUAGGAAGAAACACAUGAACUGUGUACAGGACAUGAAACAUGCUGCUGAUAUGUUUUUUCCACUUGCUUCUUGAGUUUGACUUUUUCAGCCAGAGCCAGUGAGCCGAGGAGACCCUGCUGGGUCUGCCUGCCGAGGGGGCUGUUGGCUCCGAGCUCCUGAAUCCUAGGGAUUGAGGGUCCGCUUCUUGAGAGUUGGGGUCGGAGCUGCAGCUGGGCCCACCUCCCAUUUUGAAGCGACACUGAGGGAAACCAGAUUUUUCCUUUUGAGGUGUCGCUGGCUGCCUGCCUUUUACACAAUGGGAGGCUUCUCUCCAGGCCUUUGUUCUGCGCCUCUUAUGGCUUUGGCAGGGACAAGGUUUGCAGAUUCACACCCCCCCCCACCCCCAGAAGCUGGGCUGAGGCUGAGCGGGGCUCUAGAGGGGCUGCCACAGAAGGGCAGCCGGGGGACAUGCAGGCCCCCACCCGCCCACUCCCGCUCGGUGCCCUGUUAACAAGCAUCACCCGCAGGAGGCUCAUUUGCACACGGAGCUGUGAUAACACUAACUGUUGUGCUCCCUUUCUUUCUUUUUUACAAGUCAUCAGAGAUGUUUGCAAAGUGAGUUUUAUUUUUGUGUAAUCCCUUUAUCUUUACUUAAAGGUGAAUGUUGUAUUCCUCUGGGAGGAAUAGGAAGAAAACAGGAAUGUUAAUAAUGUCAAACAGAAGACUUCCUCCCUCAUUAAUAUAUAACCCUCAUGUAUUUAUGCCUAAUGUAAGCUGACUUUUAAAAAGCUUUCUUUUGUUGCAUGCCCCGUGCAGGCAUCUGUAUUGUAUAUGCAUGCAUUUUUGUCCUGUUUUCCUGUAUAAAGUUAGUGAACAAAGAAAUAUUUUUGCCUAGUUCAUGUUGCCAAGCAAUGCAUAUUUUUAAAAUUUGUCAUAUAUGGAAAAAGCAUGUUUGUUACAUGUAAAAGCUUUACUGAUAUACAGAUAUACUAAUGUUUGAAGAUGCUGUUCUUUGCAAGUGUACAGUUUUCAGAUGUUACCAGUGAAACACCCUUGUGGUUUAAACUUGCUACAAUGUAUUUAUUACUCAUUUCCUCCCAUGUAACUAAGAAUCAUGGCUAUAUUUCAUAUCAACGUUAUAUUGAAAGUGAAGGGAAAUGAUUAAUACAAGAUUUUGUAACA